Molecule: messenger RNA, 905 nt
Organism: Beta vulgaris subsp. vulgaris (sugar beet)
Lineage: Eukaryota; Viridiplantae; Streptophyta; Magnoliopsida; Caryophyllales; Amaranthaceae
Product: wound-induced protein 1
Exons: 1
Coding region: 338-688 (116 amino acids)
Source: RefSeq, a predicted model, not a curated record
ACCUCCCAAAUCACCAAAUCAUCUCCACUCAAACAAACACAAUUGUGAAUUAUCUAAUCAAUUUUCUCUCUCCUCCUCCUCCCAUAAAAAAAAAAACCAUCCUCUCAUUUUCUAAUUCUCAUAAUUUUAAAAAAAAAGUGCCACCCAAAUAUAACAAGAACUGGCUAAUAUUACAGCACUGGAGGAUCUAAAAUCAAAGAGCGAAGAAUCCACCAACAAACAGGUGGUACUCGCCCUUUAUGAAGCCUUAGCCUCACGUGACGCUCACGAGGUUUCGAAACUUCUUGCUUCUGAUCUUGAGUGGUGGUUCCAUGGUCCGCCAUCACAUCAGUUUCUCAUGCGUCUUCUUACUGGAAUUACAUCAGACGGUCAAGAUUCAUCCUUCGUUUUUAAGCCUCAAUCUACUGUUGCUUUUGGUUCUCUUGUUAUAGCUGAAGGUUGUGAUCAUAGCCGUUCAAUCUCCUGGGUUCACGCUUGGACGGUUACUGAUGGGAUAAUUACUCAAGUUAAGGAGUACUUGAAUACUUCUGUUACUGUUACCCGUCUUGGAAAUAAUAAUAGUAGUAAUAUUGCGACUGCAUCAUCUGAACAAAAUCAGAUUCGUCAUCAUUAUUGUCAGCCUCUUUGGGAGAGUAGUGUUGCUAAUCGGGGUGGUAAAUCGGUUCCCGGUUUGGUCCUUGCGCUUUGAUUUUAAAGUAAGGUAAAGAUAAUAAAUUAAAUGAAUUCGAGAAAAAAUGUUUUGUUUGGCUGUGUUGAAGAUUGUGUAUUAAGUUUUAAGAGGUGGAUUUACCGUGUUAUCCUUGUUUAAGGUGUGUUUGGUUGUAGUUUGUGGAAAUGUCUUACUCAUUUUAUUAUCCUUGUGUACUUGUUUACUGUUAUGCAAUAAAACUGUGUCGUUUUAAUGA